Nasonia vitripennis (jewel wasp) is the source of this 3764-nucleotide messenger RNA. RefSeq lists its product as uncharacterized. Gene Ontology annotation, cellular component: preribosome, large subunit precursor; Las1 complex. The transcript is spliced from 6 exons. The record is from RefSeq and is a predicted model, not a curated record. Gene Ontology annotation, biological process: maturation of LSU-rRNA; maturation of 5.8S rRNA. Bases 80 to 1981 code for a protein of 633 amino acids. Lineage: Eukaryota; Metazoa; Arthropoda; Insecta; Hymenoptera; Pteromalidae. Gene Ontology annotation, molecular function: endonuclease activity.
UAUGAUGUAUACGAGGCCGUGAAAAAGACUAGUGAAUUCAAAUUGCUGGUGCUUUCGCGCGCAAACGAUCAAAACAAAAAUGGCGCUGAUAGGAAAGCGGGAGGACCUGGUGCACGUGCCUUGGUCAUCUGUCGAAGAAUGGCUCCAGGUUUACAAGCAGAUCUACUCGGGAGAUUUGGUCGAGCAAAACAAGGCUCACGAGAUUUUGCUAGUAUGGAAAGCAAGGAUACCCAAAUUACCUGUCGGUGUAGAAUGUACACUAGGUUUGAUACAAGUUUGUCUCAGGGAUAGAGAAUGGACACCAAAGAUAUACACCGGUGAAAUGAAUAUCUCGUAUGAGAAUGACUUGAAAAUGAUGUAUUCAACGGUCAUAAUGAAGUUCUUGAAUCACAUUUCGAAUAUCGCGCAUCAUAAGCAGACUUCCCUGUUUGUCAUUGCCAAGCAGUUGAAUAUUCCUGAUUGGAUAGUUGAUCUCAGACAUGAUACUGCUCAUGGACACGAGUUGCCAUCUAUAGAUGUUAUGCGAGUUGUGGCUAACAUUCUACUGACUUGGCUGCAUGAAGAAUAUUGGGCAGCUGAAGCUAAAAUUUUGGAAGAUUCACAAGAGUUGGAGGACUCAGAGUAUUUGUAUUCCAAGCAUGACGAGGACUUACUUCAUUUAAUCGAGUUAUGGACUGCUAUAGGUCUAUACAUGAAAACUAAACAUGCUCGACUAACAAGUCUUCCAGAUACAGAAAUAAAAGACACUCUUGUGGAACUUUUUAAAAAACUAAAUGUAACAUAUGAGGGAAAACCAGUUACCAUCAGUUCAGCGACAGAACUAUCAACCUUAAGAAACGUCUUACUAUCAGAAAUAUCUAAAAAUUUGUACAAAGGAGAUUACGUUUUAAGGAAAGAAAACGUUGUCAUUGACUCUGUACUCACUAAUGAAGCAUUUCUAACGAAUUCAGAUAUCUUAGCUAUCUUUACUGAUGAAAAAUCCCAAGGAAAGAGCACAAGCUUCUUGCCAGAAUCUUUGAUAGAAUUCUGGAAAGAUUUUCUUUUGUUGUUGCAAGAAAAAAAGUUAUUGCUCUCAUUAUUCCUGCAAUUAAUUGAAGUCGUAAAAAAUGAAAAAGACACAAACAAAAAACUUUUAGCAUCUCUGUGGAUAAAAGCUAUUGCUCAAGCAUUUAAUAAACAGAAAAUCGCUAGGCACAUGUAUCAAACAUUAGAGCAAAAGUGUGAUCACGAAAAUAAGAAAUUAUCGAAUAAAGACUUGCUCAAAGAUGUCCAAAAUGAAUUAGAAAGUUCUCAUCCAGAGUUAACUGGUGUCCUUAAUCUUAACGUGAAUGGAGACUUCCCCAGUUGUCUGACGGACUCAACCUUUGUAAAAAGACUGAUCUUAAAUUUUAAUGAAUAUUCCGAGCACUAUAUUCCAGAGAUAUUAAAAAUUUCAUCAAUUCUCGACAAUGAUUCGGCUGCAAAAGACAAAUUAAUGGACCUUAUAAAAAUACAAUCGCAAGAAGUUAAAGAUGAUGUGAUGGAGGUUGAAAAUGUCGAACCAACGGUCAAAGUAUACACUAUUGAUGAUAUCAAAGAGAUAAAAAAACACCAAAAAAGUAAACAAAAGCAUAAAGGAUCCGAUAAUGAACUUGCCGAUUCGACGAUUCGUAACACAAACUGGAAAUUGGCACCAAUGAAUUACGAUUGGAGUUCGUGUCCCAUUGGAAUCCUACCUUGGCAGAAGGACGAUUUGCAGACAAUCGAACCAUUAAUGGUACCACCUUCGGAGGUUCACUACGCAACCAUCAAAAACUUGAGUCUGCCCAAGAUUGUAGAUUCUAACAGAUUAAAAAUGCACAGUAAGAUUCAGUGGGAGAAUCUUUUGAAAAAGAAAAAGAAGAAGAAAUCAAAGAAGGUGGCUGACCCCACUGAACACACCCUCGUCAAUCGAGCUGUGAAGAAUGCAAAAAGUUUACAACAAAUAAACGGCGAAAGAUAAGAAGCGUAACAUUUAAACAUUAAAUGAAUGUAAAUAUGUUUGAUUAACGGCGUAUAAUGUUCAAUGAACUUGAAUUUUCCCAAGUAAGGGCAGAUUCAGUGAAAAUAAAUACGAAGCAUAUUUGAAUAUUAUAUAUUAUAUGUAUUUAUUAUUAUUAUUUAACACAUUUUUGUACAAGUAAAUUAGUUAUGAAUAAGUACAACUUGGUAGCAAAGAGAGAUAGAAUUAAUUAUUUCAUUUAUAUUUUAUAUCAUAGUGAGAAGAGAGAGGAGAUAUAUCUUAUGUAAUUCAUUCGUAUAAUUAUUUUCUUUCAUUCAUUUUUUGUGUAUACUUUGUAUAAUUAAAUUUUCAUUUUUUAUGUUUCUGACCGCAAUAUCAUCUUGCACAUGACCCCCUCGCGCACAACGCUUCUCUCGGAUCAUCCUGAUCACGCUACUCGUCGCCAUCAUCGAAUCCGCGCGUAAACGAACAGAAGAGUGCAAAAUACACUUUUCCGCAGAUGGAGAACAUACACGUGCGGCAAUGCCAUCGCUUUAUACUCGACCUUCAUUCGAUGCGCCGGCCUUGCUCUAUAUAACGUUACUUAGCUUGAACUUCUCCACCUUUGCUUAUUUGAACCUUAAAAUUGUCAUCUUAUAUAUUUUUUUAUUUCUUUUGUUUCAUUAUUUCAUCAUUACUUUUAUUAUACUUCAUCAUCGCCAUUAUCAUCAUCAUCAUCAUCAUCAUCAUCAUCAUCAUCGAAUAAACCACGCGAUUCCCUAAAGAAGAGGUAGAAAAAACAGCGAAAACGACGACAAAUUCCCCGGGAUGCGACGCGGGACGAUAUUUAUGUAUAAUUAAUGUUAAUUAUGUAUAAUAUUUAUAAUUGUUUUAAAAUUCGAGCUGAAGGAGAGUCUGUCUCUCUCGCUCGCUCUCUCUCUCUCUCUCUCUCUCUCUCUCUCUCUCUCUCUCUCUCUCUUUCUCUUUAGUCUGUCAGACUGGAUUCGCGCGAAAAAAACGCAGAUCCCUGCACACCCUUUCUCUUUCUCUCCAUAACCUUUGAAUUUGGGGUAUUCUGCGCUCCGCGAGAGAACAUACACAGGUUAUAAUCGACACACGAGCCGUAUAGUGACAAUUAAAAAGAGAAAGUGACGCAAAGCGGCGCAGGAUAGACACGAGAACGUUUUUUUUAAUGAAUUUUUUCUUUUUUCUUAUUUAACCAUGAAUUUUCUUAAAUCUUUCUCUCUCUACCAUCGCUCCUCUCCAAAUCGCACUCUUUCGCUUUCACGCAUCUACUCGCGGAUUUUCACCUGUACCGACAAUUUGCGUCUUUGAGGAUUGAAUAGUAUUUCUCCUUUUUUGAUUUAUUUGGCGUACGUGUACAGUAUAGUCGAGUGAUUUACAUGUUCCGCCUCCCCCUCUCUCUCUCUCUCUCUCUCUCUCUCUCUCUCUCUCUCUCACAUUUCGAUAAUUUUGACUUGAUGAUCCGUUCUUUCUCUUCAACAAGAGAAAGACUGGCCUCGUAGCAACGGAUCUACAAAUCGUGUAUGUAUGCAUAACGCGCGGACAUUAAAAACGAAACAGAUCUUCUCUCAGAUACUUAUAUAGAAAAGCGCGAGAAAGACGCAUAUAUUUGCACGUGAACUUAUACUCAAAUAUUCCCUCUAAAAACGGACACUAUCUCCGACGAAUCGACGCGCACUUGCAACGUUUUUUUUCUAUGUACGAUUCGGUAUAAACGAUUUUUAAAAAAGGCGGGGUUCCAGUUUAAAAAAUUCAAGUAUAAGUUCUUGCUUAAUCGAAG